This is a messenger RNA of Trichoderma aggressivum f. europaeum, 1554 nucleotides long. RefSeq lists its product as uncharacterized. Lineage: Eukaryota; Fungi; Ascomycota; Sordariomycetes; Hypocreales; Hypocreaceae. Gene Ontology annotation, cellular component: plasma membrane. The record is from RefSeq and is a predicted model, not a curated record. Gene Ontology annotation, molecular function: transmembrane transporter activity. Gene Ontology annotation, biological process: transmembrane transport. The coding region runs from base 1 to 1554 and encodes 517 amino acids. The transcript has a single exon.
AUGGGAUCACCAGAAGAUACGACAAGCGCUUCAGAGUCGGAGAAGAACCGACUCUCGGUUGAGAUCGCCGACCCAGAAAAACAACCCGCGCCAGUAGAGGAAACGGUUCCCCCAAAAUACUCCGUCUUCACGUUAUGGCAGAAACGAAUACUGGUUCUUGGGUCCGCCAUGACGGCCUUCUUCUCUCCCAUAUCAGCUCAGAUCUACUUGCCAGCAUUGACACAGCUCUCGGAUGAGCUUCAUGUUUCAAGCGCCCAGAUCAACCUCACCAUUACGACUUACAUGAUCUUUCAGGGCAUCACCCCCAUGUUUCUCAGCUCUCUGGCGGACAGUGGUGGGAGGCGACCGGCAUACAUCGUCUGCUUUGUGAUAUACAUUGGCGCCAACAUUGGUCUUGCUCUAGCCCCCAGCUAUGGUGCUAUUCUCGGUCUCAGGUGUCUCCAGUCGGCAGGUUCAAGCACUACUGUAGCGCUGUGUAUGGGCGUUGUGGCCGAUGUUAUUACAUCUGCUGAGCGAGGCCAAUAUGUCGGCUUCACUGCUGUGCCUUCAGUCCUCGCCCCAACCCUUGGUCCCAUCAUCGGAGGCGCCUUGUCUCAGACGCUUGGCUGGAGGUCUAUAUUUUGGUUCCUGGCCAUAAUGGCUGGAGUGGCCGUGAUCCUCAUUGCCAUGUUUUUGCCAGAGACAUGCCGCCAUAUUGUCGGCGACGGCUCAAUCUACCCACCGCCUCUGUACAGAUCAGGAUGGCAGGUCCUAACAUCACAUCGAAACAAGGGUCGUAAAGCUCCCCCUGCAGAAAACUCGUUCAAAUUCAAGCCGCCCAACGUUUUGGGUUCUCUACUUAUGCUGCUAGAGAAGGAGACCGGAUUGCUCCUUGCUACCAGCAGUCUCAUCUUUGCCGGGUUUUACUGUAUUGCCUCCGCAAUGCCCACUCUUUUCAAGAACUCGUAUGGAUAUGACGAGAUCACAGUGGGACUCAUGUACUUGCCGUUGGCCUUGGGAUCGAUUCUCGCCGCUUCGAUAGUCGGUCCUGGAAUCAACUGGAACUAUAAGAGACACUGCGAUAAGCUCGGCAUCCCUCUCGACCGCAGCCGCCAGCAGGAUCUCUCCAACUUUCCCAUUGAGCGUGUGCGUCUAGAGAUUGGACUCCCGUUGCUUGGUGUUAGUGGUCUCGCCCUGAUUGGUUGGGGGUGGGCUAUGGAGUAUGUCGUUCAUGUUUCUGUCCCUUGCAUCGUCAGCUGCCUGAUAGGCAUCGGCAUGAUUGGCUUCAACAACACGGCCAACACCUUGCUUGUCGACAUUCACCCCGGAAAGGCCGGCACGGCGACCGCUGCAAACAACUUUACCCGGUGCCUGGUUGGAGCUGGAGCCAGUGCGGCCAUCAUUCCCCUGAUAAACGCCAUUGGCGUAGGCUGGAGCUUUACUAUGCUCGGUUUCAUUUACCUUGCUUGCGCCUUGCCAAUGUUGCUCAUCAUGGCAAAGGGCAUUGCUUGGAGGGCUGAGAAGAAGGCAAAGGAAGAACGUAAACAGAAGAAAAAGGAAGAAGCUUCUCAGUGA